AAUUUUGUGAUAAAAAUUUCAAGGAAAAAAACACACAACCUCCUUCCUCCCCUUCCUUCGGGGAGGGAAGAGAGUGAGCGAGGGUAAAAAUCUAUCUGAGAGAAAAAGGAGAGAGAGAAAAAUAUAUAGCUAGCUAUAAGAGUGAGCAAGGGAGAGGAGGAGGAGGAGGUGGAGGAGAGGGGGGAGCAAAUUAAAAGUUGCCAAACGGAGAUAUUAGGUUUCAAGGAGAGGGGUGAGACAGGAACAAGGGCUUGCCUCUUUUAAUCGGUCUUGAUGUUAUGCAAAUUUAAAUAAAUAUUUAUGGCUGUCCAUUAUUUAAGUCUAUUUAGGGACGAUGUAGUGAAACCCGAGGGCUCCAAAUAAAUCACGCGAAAGAAUACAGUUACAUUAGCUCCGUUUAAGGGCCAGGGAGCAUACAAAGAGAGCUAACGAGCUGCUAGCAGGCUAAGCGCUUUCAAAUGGCCGCCAGGAUUUCUUCAUUUAGAUCUCCGUAGUUACCGAGGCUUAAAUAAAGCAAAUCAAGACGAGACAAAGACCGAAGCGUCGUCUGCGCGCAGUUGCACUGCAAGGAAAUGCGAAAGAAAAGAGCGAAUUGGAAGCCCGUACGUCCUGCUCCGCGGAAAGCGAUCGAGCGAGUGAGAGGGGGGAAGAGAAGCGUUUUGCUUUCGAGCUCCAUUAUCUGUCAUUUCAGUCUAUUUUUGGACAUUAAGAAUAGCUAUGCAUCACGGCUGCUAUACACUACAAAGACAGGAUAAUAGAUUUUCAAUCUAACGCUUGCUUGCUCGGUCGGAAAGCGUCGAGAGAGGCACAGGAGUGAGUUUCUGCUGAUGCGAAGCAAACCGUCUAACAAAAAAUAUUUCAGCGUCUCCGUGUGAUUGAAUUGGUUUAAAAUUAGUUGUUUUGCCCCCUCUCCUGUGUGUAUUUUCCGCCCCCCUCUCUCUCGGUUAGCUAACGUUACUCUCUCGCGUUGAGCAAGGAAAGGAAAAAGAAUAGCUACAGUAUUUCUUUCUCGUCCCCUCUUUCUGAGUUGUACAAGCUAGCCACUUUAGCUAGAGCUAGCUAAUAUCAGCCAGAUGGCUAAAUCAGUCGUCUUUUCGUUGGACUUGGACGUCUUUGUUACAUUUUGACGACGUUAUUUUAAUUUUUAAUGUUUGAUCAAUGUUGAUUCUGUGUUUUGACCAAAUCUACUUGCUUACUGACAUGAUUGCUUGUUAGACCGCUGUCCUAAAAUGGACCUGUGCGUGUACGACCAAUUGUUCUGGCUUUCUGCCGUCAAACUCAAACAUUGUGAGCUACAUUUUCCUAUGUCAGAGGAACUCAAAGGCAUUAAAUGACCGACUCCAUGGUCACCAGCGGAAAACCUUGGUCAUGGACGAUGAAGAUGAUCGCCGUCUUCUAGAUAUAAUAGGAGACGUGCAGGCGCUCAACGAUUAUCUUCAUGGCUCCAGUAGCAAAUCGAUCAAUGAGGAUGACGUGACCAAUGCAGCCUUCGGGUCAGCCAGCUCAUUUUUCACCAGCAGCACGGGAGGAGACCCCGUCUCUGCCCUGAAGGAUGGCACCGGUCGCAUGGGUGCAACCGGAGGGGCGGGCCUCCCCCUCCCCGGGGGCCUCCAGUUCACCGAGGAGGACCUGGCUGGGACCUCGCCCUCCCGGGGGGAGCUAGGGGAGGAGCAGCCCUUCGACAUCCUCCAGAAGUCUCUGCAGGAGGCAGACAUCACGGAGCAGACCCUGGCCCAGGAGGCCCUGCUGGAAUCCCCGCCGGCCACCGCCCCCUUCCCCCAGCAGCUGGUCUCCGGGGGGUUCGGGGGCGUGCCCGUGCUGCAGGCCCAGCCGGGCGGGCCCUUCCCCGGGGCCCCGCCGAGCGGGCCCUUCCCCGGGGCCCCGCCCCAGGGUUUCGUCCAGCAGGCCCCCCCGCCGCCCCAGCCCCUGCAGAACGGCUCCUCCUCCGGACACAUCCAGAUCCUGGGCUCCUUCAACGGGCCGCCCUCCAUGAUGACCAUCAACAGCCUGGAGCCCCCCCAAAUCCUGCUGCGGCCGGGGGGGUCGGCCUCGCCCGGGUUGGGGGGCGGCAUGCUGGUGCAGAGGCAGGCGGGACACCCCGGAGCGACGCAAGGCGCCUUAUUCAACCCGGCCACCGGGGGGCAGGUGUCCAUGCCCUUCAAGGGCUGCGGGACGCCCGUCCCCCUCCAGAACAUCAUCAUCCAGAGAGGCCCCAACCCCCAGAUGCUGGUCAAACCGAUCCAGCCCAAAGCGCUUCAGCUCGGGGGCCAGACGGUGUACAACAUCAGUGGGCUGGGCCAACAGCCACACAACGCCCCGCCAACCAGCAGUCCCUACCCCACCGGCAGCUCCACACAGGCUCCCCAGCAGAUGACUGUUAACAUUGUGAACCAGCCUGCCCUGCAUAAGCCCACCUCCGGUCCCCAGGUCGUCAACCACUCUGGCAGCAUCAUGAUACACUCUCCCCUGGGGCAGCAGCAGCAGCAGGGCAGUCUGCCCCCGGGGCAGUACUUGUUGCCCUCCUCCCUGGCCCUUACCCCCGGCACCACCACGCAGGCCCUCCAGGCUCUGAACGGCCAGGUUCUGCACACGCAGCUACAGGGAACCGCCGACCCCGCCUCCACAAACUCCACCUACUCCGGGACCUUCCUGACCAAUCAGAGCGCGGCCGUUCAGCUGGUCUCCGGGCAGAACUUUGCGGCAGGCGGGCAGCUCAUCGUGAAUCAGGCGGUGGUGAGCGGCCAGCUGGGACAGGCGUCUCCGGCGUUGGUGCAGGUGUCCCAGGCAGUGGGGACGCACCCCAAAAACCAGCUGGGGUUCACCAGCAGCACCCCCGGGGCCCCCACCCCGGUCCAGAGCGGCUACACCCUGGUCAACUCCUCAGACACGGGGUACACCCAACAGGGGGUCCAGGCCCGGCCGCAGGUCUCCGUAAGCUUGGGACACCACUUCCUGGUCCCUCUGCCGCAGGACGGCACCCACACCGGGGUGCAGGGGACCAGCGAGCCCCAGUUUGAGACGCAGUCUUACCAUCAGACCCAGGUCUCUCACUCUUUGUCACCGGCCCUCAAACAACCACAGCUGCAAUCGCAACCACAGUUGGUCAACCUGCUGGGAAGCAAGGCCGGGAAGCCCUCAAUCAGCCUGGAAACUGUGGUAUGCCUGCCAAACCAAGUGGGGUCCCCACAUGUGCCAAAUGCACAGAUGACAAAGCUGAAAAGACCCGCCCCCCAACAGCUCACUAAGGGAGGAAUGGUGCUCCAGCAGCUGAGGCAGGACCAGGGCGGGGUGUUGGCGGGGAGCAGGUCGCCCUUCUCCUCGAUGGAAGACGCCGUCCACAGGCUGCUGCCCUACCACGUGUUCCAGGGGGCCCCGCCGUCCGAUGACGACUUCCACAGAGUGGACGAGGAGUUUGAAACUGUGGCCACGCACGUCCUGAAGAGAACAGAAGCCAUGCUGAACAAAUACCGGCGCCUCCUACUGGUGGACGCUGAGCGCACCAGCCCCUCCUCGGAGAUGGUGAUGAUUGACAGGACGUUCAAUCAGGAGGAGCGGGGGAACCUGACCCAGGACAAGCGGCUGGCACUGGUGGACCCAGACGGUUUCCUGGAGGAGUUCUGCUGCCCGCCGAAGCCCGUGGACACGGCGCAGCCCUGGGGGGUACAGGCGGGGCCGGAGGCCCUCGUGCAGGCCCUCGUGCAGGCCCCGGACCAGCCCAGCCCGGCCCAGACGCUCCCCCAGGAGGACAGAGACUCGGCCUGCGGCGGGCGGGGCCGGGAGGGGCCGCCGAGGCCCGGGGCCGACCCCUCCCUCAGGACAGAGCUGCAGCCGGGGGCCAAGGACCCGGGGGGGGAGCAGCCGGAGGUGUCGCUCAACGAGCACCUGGAGACCGCCAUCAAGAGCAUCCUGCAGCUGAAGAGGACCCAGGGCCGCGGCGGCCUCACCGCCAACGCCGCCCCCGCUCCCGCCCCCGCCCCCGCCCCCGGCCUUCUGCCCCCCACGCCGAGCAGUGCCCCCCGCGCCCCCCCCACCCCGGGCCAGGGCCCCGCCAAGCCCCCCCUCCCCGCUCCGGACUACAGCCAACCGCCGCUAGCCGACACGGACUCCGUGCUGGAGGCGGCUGUCAAUAGCAUACUGGAAUGCUAGGCGGCGCCGCCGCGGGGUUUUCCUAUUUUUAAUUUCCCGUUCCGAUUCUCGUACAGUUCUCAUCUUUCGUCUCACCAGCAUGACUGACGGGUUUCGGGAGAGGGCGAUGGAGGAGGUGGAGGGGGCUACACACGCCCGUCUCGCUCCCACUCUGGGCUUCGUCCGGCCUGCCCCGCCCAAACGCCCAGGCCCCGGUGACGGAGCGAUAGUCUCAGAACCGGUUUAGCACGUUAGCACAUCCUGCAUCCUACACGAGCGAACGCGAGUGUUCUGUGCGUCCGAUGUGUGUGGGUGUGUCCGUCCCUCCCCCAUCCCGUGCAGAGAUCAUUUUUACAUUCUGUCGUGUCUGUCCGUCUGUCCGUCUUCCUGUCUGACAGGAGUCAACCUGACCAAGUCAGCCACACGUGGGAGUGCUGUUGUGUGAUUAUUUUAUAUGCUGGUUUAUAGUGUUAUUUUAUCAUUGUUUGUAAUAUUUGUUUUUUCUCAAUUUUAAGAAUUUUGUUUUGUACCUUACAGGUAUGUGACCCUCAUGUCCCCCCAGAUACACACACACACAUACAGUACGUACACACAUACACACACACACUCACAUACAGUACAUACACACGUACAUACACAUUCUCACACACACACACACACACACACACACACACACACACACACACACACAAGCACACAAGCACAUGUAUAUGUUGCCAGAUUGUGGGGGGAAGUUAAGCUCUCAGAUUGAGGCAUGAUAUUGCACAUUCAUGUUAAUGUAUGUUUUAUUUUUUUCAUUUUUUAUGAGUCUUUUAUAAUUUUACAUGUUGUAUAUGCAGCUGCUGAGUCGAGGAACAGUUCCUCCGUGUGUUGGACCCCUAACGUGUACGGCCUUGGCUCCGCUAGUCUGUGUGUGUGUGUGUGUGUGUGUGUGUCUGUUUUAGAGUGGCAGUUUAUGUUUAAUGUUGUGAAAUAGGUAUCAUCUAAUGGUAAUCAGUCCCUGGCCUUUAUACGGUCUCUUGUCCGUAUGAAUGUGAGAAUAUUGGAUGCAGAAUCCUUAAGACUACAUAUGCACUUCCCCAGUCCUCCUGCAGGGGGCAGCCCUGAGACUAGAGCAGGAACUGCAGGCAGAAAGGUCUGCAUCGCGUACCUGUCUCAGGCAGCAGGAGUCCCGUGCAGGCUCCUGAUUACUGAACUGCCAGCAUAGAGGUAGACAGAUGUGCCGAUAGCUCUGACCGAACAUUAAACGGAGGGAAUGAGAAUUAAACGAGGUAAUCAUCGUAAACUAGCGCAUUUAAGAAACAAGGUAGUCACGCAGACCCCAGCUUUACACAGUGCAGCGUACAUACCGCUGGACGUGCUUAAAAAAACGGCUUAAUGUCGGGGGAAAUACCGUUUGUCAUGACAUCACCGAUCACGUGACUUUACAUGCCUUCACCAGCCAAUAGCGUGCAGCAUCACCUGAUAUCUGCUCUGCCGUUGGGCAGGUACUGAGAUACUGCACAGGAAGUAGGGCCUUUAGAGAGUUUCAGGGAGGUCUCGCUCUCUCUGAUGUAGUGUGAUGCAGUAGUGCUGACAUGCUGUCAGAGGGUAUAGUGUGUCAGUGCUAAAAUCAGAUUUCACUGAGAUUCAGGCGCGUCUGCACUGAUUGAAGCAGUCGGUGAGAUUCAGGGUUAUCAAGUAGCGAUACAGAGCAGUCAGUGUGAUUCGGGUGUGUCAGUAGUGAUGCUAGCUGUCAGUGUGUUUUCGGGGGUGAGUAGUGACGCAAGAGGUCAGUUUGAUUCCGGGGCUUCAGUAGUGACACAAACAGUGAGAUUCGGGAAGGUCCGUAGUGCUUCGAGCUGUCGAUGAGGGUUUGCGAUGUUCGUAGUAAUACAAGUUUUCAGUGAAAUUCAGGGGUGUCGGUAGAGACCGUGUCAGAAGAGAUGAACUGUACACUAUCAGAGGGGGACAGAAGAGCUAUCAGAAGUGGUUUGUGCUGUCAGAGCUGACGGUUAAAUUGGAUUAUGGAUAGAAUACUAUUUGCGGUUGAUGUUGGCAGUAGAUUAUAGGUGAUUUGUGCCUGUGAGUGUGUGCGUGUGCGUGUGUGUGUGGCACUGUGUACAACAUCCAUUCUUAUUCCUGGUCAGAAACUAGUGUGCGUUUCAGAUGUUUGGUUCCCUCGUCUUUCUCCUUAAAAAAACACUACACACAUGCCUUUGCGCAGUCCAACCAAAAAUGACUGAAGCGACAGGAAACAGUCGGUGGCUGUAAUACGUGGACGCUCCCACGGUCCCAGGCGCAUCCUUGCCUUAGGAGAGAGCGUGCGAGGGCGCGGACGGCUUUUCCCCGUGACUUCCUGUUUGCUUUGCGGUAGUGAAGGAGUGUGGCCUUAGAGCAGCGGGUGAGCGGCUCUUGUCUGUCCGUCUCAGUUAUCUCACCAUCGCUCUGCUUUUCAUUUCCCCCUUUCUCUCUCUCCCUCUCUCUCACCCUCCCUCUCACUCGCUCCCUCUCUCUCUCACUCUCUCCCUCUCUCACUAUCUGUCUCUCCCUCUCUCACUAUCUCUCUCUCCCUCACUCUCUCUCUCUCUCUCCCUCACUCUCUCUCCUUCUCUCUCUCCCUCACUCUCUCUCUCCCUCUCUCACCCUCUCUCCCUCUCUCUCCCUCUCUCUCACCCUCUCUCUCACUCUCACCCUCUCUCUCACCCUCUCUCCCUCUCUCUCCCCCUCUCCCUCUCUCUAUCUCUCCCUCUCUCACUCUCUCUCUCUCUCUCUCUCCCUCCCUCCCUCUCCCUCCCUCUCUCUCUCUCACACACAUUUGUAAAGUAUCAGUCUUGCGCAAAACUUGAUUUUGUAUAGUUUCUUUUGUAUAAAUGUGAAGGAAAAAAACACAAAAUAUUUAUAAUUUUUUGUAGAAAAAGGAAAACCAAAAAUGGCAGUUAUUUUUAUUAUGUUGUCUACGAAGUGUUGCAACAAAAAAAAAAAAGGAGGGGAACAGGCUGAAUAUAUUGUCACCGUUUGUUUUUACUUUUGAUUAGUGCGGGUGUUCAGACAAGACAACAGCUCAUACAAAGAGAAAAAAAAAAUGACAAAAAGAUUAAAAUGAUUUUGAAAUACAGCCAAAGACGUGCAGAAUCGUGUGUUCUCUGUUCAACUCUGUCUGUGAGAGCCCUGCGCUGUUACUUGAACACGCAGGUGUGUGUUUCUUAGUGUCUGCUGUUGACAACAUCAUCUUAUUAAUAAAAAAGGAAUAUGACUGAAA
Conger conger (European conger) is the source of this 7366-nucleotide messenger RNA. RefSeq names its product BRD4-interacting chromatin-remodeling complex-associated protein-like. NCBI's taxonomy places the organism in Eukaryota, Metazoa, Chordata, Actinopteri, Anguilliformes, Congridae. Gene Ontology annotation, cellular component: SWI/SNF complex. Gene Ontology annotation, biological process: positive regulation of DNA-templated transcription. The record is from RefSeq and is a predicted model, not a curated record. The transcript has 13 exons. The coding region runs from base 1369 to 4146 and encodes 925 amino acids.